Rubroshorea leprosula is the source of this 1436-nucleotide messenger RNA. NCBI's taxonomy places the organism in Eukaryota, Viridiplantae, Streptophyta, Magnoliopsida, Malvales, Dipterocarpaceae. The record is from the annotation of a GenBank genome assembly.
ACCGUUUCUGGGUUCCUCUAUCUCCACUAUCUCCACAGUUGUUGAAAUUAAGACGAUGACAAAGUUCCUAGAUUGGUACUUGAAGAUUGCUUUCGACUCUGCUCUCGUCGGAGCUUCCAUGGAGUUGUUCAUGAUCAAAACCGGCUUCUGUGUGAGAACCCUCCAUUUUGCUUUCCUCUCUUCACUUCCAAUUUACCAUUUUGUUUAAGUUUAUGAUUCAAUUUGCCAACAAGGGUAAUCGUUAAAAGGUAAUAUUGUUGAAUUUUUGGUGGUAGAAAGGGGGGGAGAGAGAACUUAGAGGAGAAGGAGAGACACCCGGAGUUUUCUUUUUGGUGAGGUGAAAACUCAACUUCUUUCAUUUAUCUUCUGCCAUCAUAUAGCAGAAAUCUCAUAAUACAUGAACACUAAUUUCUACCUAAUACAAUAAAUUUUUCUACCUAACAGAUUGACUAAUUUGUGCAACUCCAUGUGGUUGUCACCUAGCUGUUAUUGUGCUGUUGUUGCAGCUCUCACUUGUUUUCAUUUGCUGCCACUGUGUCGCAGCUUUGACACCACAACUCCCACAAAUAUGCUAUAUAGCCUUUUUCUUUUCUGGGACACUUUUGAUGUUGUAUGAAUCUUACAAUGGAGGAGAAAUGGUAAAGAUUUUUGCUCUUUAGAUUUUCUGAUUUUGGCUGGGAGUUAUCUUGGUUGUUGGAUAUUUAACAUGUUGAAUCUAAUGAAUGUGGAACUUCUUUAGUUUCUGAAAGCAAACACUGUUAAACCUAGUUUGAGUGGAAGCUUAAGGACGAGUUGGUGGUGAUUAGUUUUUGACGUGUUGUGUACCACCGGUUGAUUUCAGUCAACUCCCCUCAAUGACCCUGAAAGUAGUUUGAACUUUGAAGUAUACGUCUAUUCUGCAAGAAAUUUGGACUGGGAACUUUCUCAUGUACAUGCUAUUUGGUAUUCUCGUUAUCCUACUUCUUGGUAAUUCUUCACUUAACCUUUGGUUUUACUGAGCUGUAGAUGAUAAAGUGACAGUUCUGGAGUCAGAGAAACGAGCUUGGGAGAGCUCCCCAGAGGCUCAAGCAAUCAGAGAAGCACUUAAUCCUUGGAGAAAUAAUGAUGAGCAAGCCCAAAAAAGUUCCUGAGAUUUCUAUUGCUGGAAAACCAUUUUUUUCUUUCUUACCAUGAGGAAGAAGAUAAUUUAUUUCCAAAGAAGAUCAUCAUGAGAUAUACUGGCACUAAACAUCUUCCUAGUUAGCAAUGCAGCGUUCGUUUCCAACAUGUGAGGUUUUGUAUUUUAACAUCUUGAGAUUGUCUCAAUGGCUUAAUUUGUAUUCUGGUUAGUUGUAUUUUCCUCAUUUCCGGAAUACGAGAGAAGUUUUAUGGAAUGUACGCAGAGGGGACCUUUUUGAUUGGUCAUUCCUUUUAUUAAUUAAAUAUCACAGUACAAU